AUAUAAGCGCAGGUAACAGAGGGCGGCGGGUUAUGGUUGCUUUGCUUAUGUGUUAUAUACUGAUUCUGGAGGGAAGGUUGUCAGGUCUCUCUCCCCAUGAUGAGGAUGAUUCUAAUUCUCCUCUUCAUAAAGCUGGCGGCGGCUCAGCUCUCCUACAGCAAUGAGGUGGUGCCCGUUAUGCCCAACAUGCCCACCAUCACCGGGCUGGACGUGCAGUGCGAGAAGGAAGGGAUGACGGUCAACGUGCAGUUCAACCUUCCCUUCAACGGGGUCAUCUUCAGCAAGGGGCACUUCUCCAACCCCAACUGUCGGUACGUGGCCGCCGGCUCGGAUCGCUCAAGUUACACUCUAAGAAUACCGAGCGGCGAGUGUGGGUCGUCCAUGUCGGAGUACGCCAGCGGGAGCGGCCAGAGCACCCGCAUGACCAACACCAUCAUCGUGCAGAACGACGCCGCCAUCCAGGAGGUGUGGGACGUGGCCAGGACCAUUAAGUGUGACUGGGUGGAUAACUACAUCAAGACAGUCUCCUUCAACCCCUUCAGCGUGGGGAUGCUUGAUGCCCAGGAGGUCCAAUUCGAGGGUGACCAGGCAAUCGAGUGCUGGAUGGACCUGCUGCAGGGGACCUGGCCUGACGUAAGCGACAUUGACCCUGUGGUAAAGAUUGGCGAGACUCUCUCCCUGCUGGUCUAUGCACGUGACAACAACGGCAUGUAUGACGUGAGCAUCAAGGACUGCUACGCCUACGGCAGCCCCGACUUUAACGACUACGACACGCCGCGCAUCCAGCUGACGGACGAGCAGGGCUGCGUGCUCAAGGACAAGCUAAUCAGCGAGUUCUAUUCCGCCAGGGAGAAGGACGACCGAGGCGAGGUUAUCGUUACGUAUGCGUUAGUCCAGGCCUUCAAAUUCCCUGACGUCAUGGACGUGUACAUGUCUUGCAACGUGGAGAUAUGCAAAGGAGAAUGUGAUAACAAGUGCGGCGCGACCGAUUACGUACCGACCCCGUCCCCUCCCGCCGUCACCACGCGCGGCCCGAUCCGUCGCGGCAGCACGCUGUUCGGCGAGCCGAUUUACACCACCAAGCCAGCCUGCUUCCCAGGCUCCACCGACCCGAGCUGCCCCCAGCCCACCCCAGAAACCACCGCCCCAACCGUCCCCACCACCCCCGCCCCUAAAUGUGUCCCGGGAUCCCCCGACCCUGAGUGCCUCAUUAACUUCCCAGAACAGAGCCGUCCGUCCACCUAUGUGUGUGUGGACGGGAGCCAGGACCCACUCUGCCAGCACCCCGCCGCGCCCGUCACCAAGCCCCCGACACCCCAACAGUCCUACGCCCCAACAGUACCGUCCUUCAGUUGUGUCCCGGGUUCCACAGACCCACGCUGUCCCCCACCCACCACUCCUGCUCCUAACUGUUACCCUGGUUCCCCAGACCCACGCUGCCCCAAACCCACAACCCCCGCCCCACCAAAAUGUUUCCCAGGCUCCACAGAUCCACGCUGUCCAAAGCCGACCACCGAACCCCCACCUAAAUGUUACCCAGGCUCCCCUGAUCCUCGAUGCCCCAAACCCACCACCCAACCCCCUCCUAAGUGCUACCCAGGCUCUACAGACCCACGCUGCCCCAAGCCCACCACCCCCGCCCCUCCCAAAUGCUACCCAGGCUCUACAGACCCACGCUGCCCUAAACCAACAACCAGUCGGCCUAUUUGCUACCCCGGCUCCCCGGACCCUCGCUGUCCGAGGCCCAAGCCAGGAACACUAAAGCCAACCAUCAUUACCACUUCCAAACCCACCCCUCGCCCCACGCCUAAGCCCACUGCACGCCCCACUUAUCGCCCUACCGCACGCCCCACUUAUCGCCCUACCGCACGUCCUACUCCCCGCCCCAAGCCCACCCCUACCCCAGAACCUACAACUGAGGGUCCCGGUGAGUACCCAAAAGGCUCAAUCCUCUUCCCAGCUACCAUCACCACCGCCUCCCCCACCACCCCACGCACUAACCCACCAACAGUUCCUACCCGGGCCCCUCCCAAGCCCUUCCUCAAACCCACCACAAAGAGGCCAAACCGGGGCAAGCAGCUUGAUUCCUCGGCUGAGGGAGCCAAACCCGAACCUAGCGGGAAGGAGUGGGAGGGCGAGGCGCGCUACCAUGCCUUCCACAGCUUCCAUUACCAGCGUGGGGAUGGCAGGAGGCGCCGUGUGUUUGGGGAACGGAUUCCUGGGGACCGAGACAGCAGCACUAAGUCCCGUCGCUCAAGGUCUGCGGAUGAAAUAACGCGUCCGUUGAUAGCAAAGGUCCCCAUCCGUCUGAGCCGCGCCAUGUCCGUUCUUGCUAUCGGGGAGUCGCUUCCUGACGCAUCCCUCCCAAGGGCCGAGGCGCAGACGUCCAUUGACCCCCUUCAUGACGAUCCCCUGGGCUCCGUUUGCUUCCCAUUGACUAUCUUCGCCGCCGGGAUGUUGACGGUGCUCCUCCUCCUCCUCUUCUCCUCCACGACGGCCCUGGUGCUUUACAUUAAGAGGGUUUCGUACAAAGGAGAGAAGGAUCCGCGUCGUUAUUAGUGUUCCCUU
This is a messenger RNA of Eriocheir sinensis (Chinese mitten crab), 2568 nucleotides long. Its product is annotated as cell surface glycoprotein 1-like. NCBI's taxonomy places the organism in Eukaryota, Metazoa, Arthropoda, Malacostraca, Decapoda, Varunidae. The transcript has 4 exons. Bases 97 to 2559 code for a protein of 820 amino acids. The record is from RefSeq and is a predicted model, not a curated record.